This is a messenger RNA of Chiloscyllium plagiosum (whitespotted bambooshark), 4615 nucleotides long. Its product is annotated as putative pleckstrin homology domain-containing family N member 1. Lineage: Eukaryota; Metazoa; Chordata; Chondrichthyes; Orectolobiformes; Hemiscylliidae. Gene Ontology annotation, biological process: lamellipodium assembly. Gene Ontology annotation, molecular function: guanyl-nucleotide exchange factor activity. Gene Ontology annotation, cellular component: lamellipodium; cytoplasm. The record is from RefSeq and is a predicted model, not a curated record.
CGCAACCCUCCAUGUUUGGGUUAGAUAAUAGCUCCUAAUAUUUGGGUUUUUGGACUGAUCACUGCCUUUUCAAUCAAGGCAAAGAAACCUUGUUGUUUAAAAAAUAUUUUUGUUUCUUCGUACUUCACAGUGUAUACUUCCUGAUCGCCACUAGUGACGUACCACGUAAAGCAAGAUGUUUAUGUGGAAAAUUUUGAUGUCUGCGAGUUAACAUGAUUGCCUAGUGAGUGGGCUUAACCAGAUGUGGUUUACAAUAUGGGCUGCACCAUUGUUACCCCUCGAUGCUGCAUAGUGGCCAAUGAGCAAGAGCAUGAGGACUUGGUACAAAUACCGAGCACAAGGAGACACUCUGCACCUCCUGUGUGUGGAGGAGAAGUUGCCACUCAGCAGGAACUGGAUAAAUUGAUACAACUUGGGGAGACGGAAUUGCUUUGGGGGAAGUCACGCAGAGAACUGGAGGAGAUCAUCCGCACUGAGCCUGUAAUAGGCUGGGAAGGAGAAGCCAUCGGGUCUCUCGGUGAAAUUGUGUGGUCCUCCUCUGUUGUCCUUCAUGAACAAUACAACGAGGAAGAGAGUAAAAGGCACCUCAUUCUCUUUCCAUUGCAUUUGUUACUUCUGGCCGUAGAUGAUGAGAAAAACAAGUUCAUUUAUCAGGGAUUGUUGCCUCUGUCAGGAAUUUCAGUCAGAACGUUGAUGGAAAAUACUUUUGAAAUUACUGGUUCAAUGUUCGAUUCUAGGAUAAUCACCUGUCCAGAUCCAGAAGAGUUUAGAAUAUGGAUGGCCCAUUUGCCAAGAAGAGUGAAGAAGGCCUCCAUCUAUCGUCCACAUAAAGAGCAAAAGCUGUCUGUACUGAUCCCUUGUGAUGAGAGCUGGAAGAGGCAAGAGCUGGAAAAAUACCUGCUACAGAAACCCAUUAAAGGCUGGGAAGGAACUCCUAUCCAACAUUUGGGAGCCAUCAUUUACUUGUCCAUGGUAAAAAUCAACUUCACACAGAGUCAGAUAUUUGAAGAAAGAAUUAUGGUUUUAUUUCCAGAUGAUCUUAUUAUACUCUCCACCGAUGAACAGAAAACCAUUGUUCAGUAUGAAGGAAGACUUGCAACUCAAAGCAUCAGAGCUUUGGAAAGAUCAGCUCGUGUAGGGCAUCUUGAGUUUGAAAUCACAGGUAACAUGAUGGAGCCUGUGAAGGUCUCUUGUGCCAAGCCAGCCGAAUACAAAAAGUGGUUUUUCCACCUCCAGAAGCCGGACUAUAAUACCAACACUUUGCCUUCGAAUGGUCAGCUCCCACCAAGACCACCCAAGAAGAGAAGCAGCUGUCGUUACUGAGGUUGUUCCUACACAGUCUUGUGAAUGCACUUCUACGUCAUAGUCACCAGUUUACACUUGAAAAGCAUGAAAACCUCAGAACAGUGAUCCAGAAGACACUACUGAUAUACUGCUUGACUACCUGCACUGGCUUUGAAACUGAGUUAGGGAGUAGCAGGAUUAUGUCUUUCUAAAAUAUUCAUCAUUGGCAUCUCCGCCUCAUGACUCAGCACAAUUUAAAUGGAGGUAGAUGGGCAACCUUUUAGUGGUCUUCUGCUGAUGUUACUCUGAAACUGACUGCAAGAGUAAACAGCCUACAAUCCAUGUUCCCUCCCUCUGUCGUAUACUUGAUAGCAUUGCAGUUGGAAAUCUCAACUUGCUAUGUGGAAAAAUCAUACUCAGUUAUCAUAACUUGCUGCUUCUUUUUGAUAGCAUGUUAGAACUGCAAUGGGUUUGACCAUAAUGGCCACCGGAAAUCAAAAUGUCAAGACUGGAAAACAGAACUCCUCCCAGUAAAACCAGGACACCUUAAGGUGCACUCCUUAUUUUGCCUGUGUUAGUUGAUCUCACCUGUGAGUGAGGUAGGGGUACCAUCACAUGUCCUCAGAGCCUGUGUGCUCUGGCUGUUAUGCUGCUACUGGGAUUUGGGAGCAUGCAGGUAUUGGGUGAAUACGCCAAGCUUGGAAGUUGCAUGUCCAAAGUCAUACUCCAUUCUCACAAACAGAGAUGUCACCUGCAGUGAGAUGCAUUGUGGUUACAGUCACCCAAGGGACUGUAGGCCUGGAUGAGUCACUGCUUUCAGACUGCAAAGGAGUGAAAAUCUAUUUUAAUUAAAUCGGAUCUGGAUUGCCAAUAAGAUUGGCGUUCAUCAUUCAUUCCUUGUGAUUGUCCAGAAAACAUUAGUGAUUUGUAAAAACCUUUUACUAUCCUCCUGUACUUCUAUACUGGAAUGCGCAUGACAAUAAAGGAUAGUCUAUAUUCUAUUCUUGAGCAAUUGCAGUUCACGUGGUAAAGGCAACCCCAGGCUGAACUUAAAUAGGGUGUUCUUGUAUUUUGUUCCCACAACCAGACAGCACAUUUCUACAGGUCCCACUAAUGUACUUUGCAAGAUUUUUUUCUCUAAUGGCAUUGUAAUUUUUACAUUUGGAGGAGAUACAAAUGUCAGUGGUGUGCUGAAGAUUUGUCAAUCAGUGAUGUGAUACCUGAUUGUCAUUUUCUUUACAUGACUCUGCAUGUCAUCAACAUUUACAGAUUACAUUUUUCAAAACAACUUUUUAAAAAAAUCAUCACGUAACCUAUUUGUUGAUGAUGUUUCAUUGUGCCUACUACUUCUUAAAGAAAUAUGAGUGAUAAAGAUCUUUAGUCUUUCAUUGCAAGUUCCAAAACAAGAAACUUACAUUUGGUCAGCUUUCAGAGGAAUAUUAUUCUUUCAUCUGUGGAGCUCACUGCCUUGUAGGUAUUGCUUCAGUUUCAGUUAUAACAAAUGUACACGUAGAGAGUGUGCUUACUCUCUGUAAAGUGAAAUAUGGCUCGGAGAUUCAUGCCUCAUAAAAGAAUCCAUGAUACAAGCCUUCCUUCGUAAUAACUGUGAAAUAAAUUUCUCUUUUAAAACAUAAUUAUUUACAUAUUAUCAUUUAUAGGUAUGAUUUAGGUUUCGGAAUCAUUUUAAUGUUUUCAUUUUCAGAAGGGAUUUUGAUAAAGAUUGUGGGAAGAAUCUGUUUCCAAUGGCAAGAGGGCCGGUAACCAAAGGACACAGAUUUAAGGUAAAGAAGCUGGUGGGCUGGGGGCUUUGGAAUAAAGGGAUUUCUAAUUUAAGUUACAAGUUGGAAUGCACUAUUUGACAGCAGAUUCAACAGUAACUUCCAAAAUGGGAUUGGGCAGGAAAAUCUGUGAGCAAAGAAUGGGUGGAUGGGACCAAUUAGUUCACUCUGAAAGAGAAUCAGCACAGAUGCAAUGAGAUGAAUGGCUUCUCUCUGGACUGCAAGAUCUGUUAUUCAAAUUCCCUACCUUUGAGCGAAGGUUCUUCAAAAUUUAUCAUACUUACUUUUUGCUCACCAAAAAUGUAUUAUCUGUAUCCUAACCAAUGCAAGAAUCCUCAAAAAUCCCAGGCUUUGACAGAUAUUCUUUGUAGGUAAAUGAGUGAGCCAUUUUGGGCAGUAAAGACCCACUCUUCAGGCCCGUGCUCCCAGGAUUGUGGUGAGAAAAUGUCGGCCAAGAUUUUAGCUCAAGCUCCUUUGUGUUGAAUACCAGUGGGCGGAAGGUGUGUACAGAUUUCAGACUCAGUCUUUGUGAAGAAUGGGUGUGCAAUACACUGUUCUUGGCUGGCACCUGAAAAUUGGUUAGUUGUCUGAGUACAGGCAGUUCUUCCAGAACGCGAUAGUUGUGUUCCUGUGCGACCCCAUGCUAUACAAAAAUUGUGUAGUGCAAACAAUACUUAAAGUGUUGGUUACUAACCAUAUUAUAGCCAAUGUGCACUUUACAAGUUUGAGCUUGAGAAACAGCAUUCCCUAUUCACCCAAUUGCAAUAUAGCCAAUUUGUGUCAACAAAAGACGGGACAUAGCAGAACUGCCUGUAUGUUACUAGUACCUGGGAAAGCAUAUGCCUGACACAGGUGCAUGCUUUCAACAGCACAGAAAGUCGAGGAAAGAAGGAAUAUAGAAAUAUAGAUUGUGUGCACAAACUGGCAAGUUACUCUGUUUCUAAGCUCAGUUACAUUUUCAGACUUGACACAUUGAAUUUUCCACCCUGAUUUCUUGAGUAAAUUAUUUUUAUGUUUUCUCUAUGUUGUAUAGAAUUCUCUGUUUUUGAUGCAGCCCAGAUCUGCAAUGAUAACAUUCUGGAGUAUCUUUGUGAUGGCACUUAUUAAGUUAGUAACUCACUUAUUAAUAACUACCAUUACUUAAUUCUGGAAAAUAUCUUUCCUUUUUUAGCAUGGGUCUUCCUUUUGAUUUUUGAUUUAACAUUUUUUUUUCCCUCUCAAAAUUGGUUCAGUGACUUACCUUUGUGUCAGAGGACUGUGUGUUUGAGUCCCAACUGUCCACAUAUGAUCUUGGCUGUCACUUCAGUGCAGUAUUAAGGGAGCAACUGUACUGUCUGAGGAGUCAUCUGUGGGAGUGAGAUAUUAAAUCAAAGUCCUACCUAAUCUCAGGUGUAUUCAUUGUAUAUUAAAUGUUGCCUUGCAUACAGUUGAUGAGUAAUACUUAGAGUUUCACUUGAGUGCUUACAAUGAGACUAUUGAAACGGCUGUAUUUCAGUUAGGAGAUGUACGCUUGUAAUGUUUGGCUCUGUAAAUAAAUGUACAACUGACUAAAA